AAUCAAAGAAAAAAUUCGAAAAACGGCAUUGGCAAACUUCGCCACCAGUACCCCUGUUGUCUUCACAUGAUGGGCAUCAUCCAGCGAUUACCGGAAGAUGUUGUGAAUCGAAUAGCUGCUGGCGAGGUGGUCGUGAGACCUGCGAAUGCGGUAAAAGAGUUGAUUGAGAACAGUCUGGAUGCCGGAGCCACAGAAAUAACCGUCACAGUCAAAGAAGGUGGAUUGGGACUUUUGCAAGUACAGGACAACGGCAAAGGAAUCCACAAAGAUGAUUUGGACAUUGUCUGCGAGAGAUUUACUACAUCCAAGUUGCACAAAUUUGAGGACUUGCAGUCCAUGCAGACCUACGGCUUUCGAGGCGAAGCUUUAUCGUCCAUAAGUCAUGUCGCAAAGGUAACGAUAACUUCGAAACCAGCCGACCAACAAUGCGCAUACCAAGCAAAAUAUAUAGAUGGAAAGCCGGAAUCCAUAAAGGCAUCGGCAGGCUUGAAUGGGACUUGUAUAGCUGCCGAAGAUCUCUUUUAUAAUUGUCCGAACAGGAGGAAAGCUUUUCGAAACUACGCUGACGAGGCUAAUCGAAUAGCUGAUGUUGUUAUGCGAUAUGCUGUUCAUCGACCAGAUAUAUCGUUUGCCAUGCGACGUGGUGGCACUGGAGCCGAUUUUCGGACAAGUGGACGAUGUUCAAGAGCUGAAAUCAUAUGUUCCUUAUUGGGGAAGGAAUGUGGUGAGAAUAUGAUCGACUUCGGUCAUGUUUCGCAGCGGCUACACUACAGCUGCGAUGUGUGCAUGACUCCACCAGUAUCCUCUGUCACUGCCCGAAGCGUUCAGGCUAAGAAGAAGCGCCACAAGUCGUUCUUUAUCUUUAUCAAUGGCCGCCUCGUUCAUUGCCAACCACUCAAAUAUGCUGUAGACACGUUACUCAGUGACCGUGAUUUAGUCUGCCCUUUUGCGCUGAUCUCUCUGAAAAUUGAUCCUGCAAGAGUUGACGUGAAUGUACAUCCAACUAAACAGACAGUUGUGUUUCUUGAAGAAGAAGCAAUCAUUGAAGAUUUGCAGGAGGAAAUCAAACGCAAGUUAGAGAACAUUUUUGGCAAAGAAAUUGCACCUCGAAGUUUGAGCAAGAAGCACCAACUGCUGACACCGACUCAGAUUUCGAGAAUUCCUGGGCAAACUCAGGGACCAAGUUCCCUCGCCAUGUUGGGCAACGACUCCGACUGUGUUAUGGAAGAGGUGCAAAGCCCUAGUGCGCCAAAAAAACAAGCUGACUAUACAUUAGUUCGAGUUGACAAGAAGGAAAGACGGCUGGAUGAAUUUAUGUCAACAACGAAGUCGGCUCAACCAUCCACAUCGGUCGAGGUGGUGCAGGUUGCAGGAAGCCAACAGGAGGAUAGUGUGCAGAAUGAAACUGUGAACGGUAAGCCUCGACGUGUGUUCAAGUUUGAAUCUCUCAGUAACUUACGAAGAAAAAUUUGUGAUAGCGCCUCACAGCCACUGAGAGAACUCUUCAAGAGUCUGACUUAUGUCGGAUGCGUAUCGACAAAGGCUAUGCUCUUGCAAUUUGGAACAAGCCUUUAUGUCAUUGAUCUAGAAAGAGUAUUGAGGGAGCUGUUUUAUCAGACGUUGAUAUUUUCGUUUGGAAACUUCGGGUCCUUUAAGUUGGGAGAAGAAGGGGCUAACAUAGCCGAACUACUGGAACUAGCUGGUUUGGAAAGAGAAAGUCUGAAUGGAGCCUUGCAACUUCUGGAGGAGCAAGCUGCUAUGUUGAAUGACUACUUUUCUCUGCAAAUAGCUCGACCACUAGGUACACAAUCGGGUGAUGAAGGGUUGAGAGAACUGACAUUGCUUACCGUCCCUUCUGUCAUCGAUGGCUAUAUGCCACAAAUGGAAGGAUUACCGGCAUUGAUGUUGGCACUUGUAAAAAACGUAAAUUGGGAAGAGGAAGAAGCAUGUUUUCAUGAUGUUAGUCGUGCACUUGCUGAAUUUUUUGUUAUGAAGGAAGAAUUUUGCCAGGACGAAGCUUUGUCAGGUUUGGAAGGAGGCAAAGUGUCAUGGAUAUCCCUCGUCCGAGAUGUGCUUAUUCCACGGGUAAAAUCACAUCUGGUGCCUUCAGAUACUCUCAGGGAUGGUAUCAAGCGCCUGGCUGACUUGCACGAUCUCUACAAAGUGUUUGAGCGUUGUUGA
Cylicocyclus nassatus is the source of this 2181-nucleotide messenger RNA. NCBI's taxonomy places the organism in Eukaryota, Metazoa, Nematoda, Chromadorea, Rhabditida, Strongylidae. The record is from the annotation of a GenBank genome assembly.